GAUGUUUGCAUAUUAUUAUUUGCAAAAGUAGAGAAAUAUGGAAAAGAAAAAUAUGGAGCAAGGAACCGUCCGAAAAGGCAACCCCACUGGUUUGUACCGGUUAUUUCUGGCCGGUCUAGGCGUGACUGUGGUGGGUCUGGUGGCAGGAAUUGUGGUCUUGUCACUCAAACUGAAGGAUGAACGGGAUAAUCCCAAAAUUCCAGAGGUGUGUGCCACGGAAGGCUGUACCCGAGCCGCUGCCCGCGUCCUGGACUCCCUGGAUUCCGCUGUUGACCCCUGUGAAAACUUCUACCAGUACUCGUGCGGGGGGUUCCUAAGGAGUCACGUGAUCCCGGAAGACAGGGCCAAUAUCGACAACUGGGGAAUCCUUAGGGAUAACGUUGAGUACAUCAGCAAAUACCUCCUGGAGCAGCCGGUGACCCGCCCCAACGCCACGGCAAUACAGAAGGCGAAGGAUCUCUACCAGUCGUGCGUCGAUACAGAUCUGAUAGAACAAAAAGGAGUCGGUCCUGCAAUACCUCUACUAGAGGAACUUGGGGGCUGGCCUAUCCUGGGGUCAAAACCAGGGGGUAACUGGGAGGAGUCCAAGUUUGAUCUGGCGAGGCUUAUCACCACCCUGCGGAAGUAUAACAACAAGGUUAUCAUUGACAUGGGAGUGGGCAUCGACAAUAAGAACUCCACAAACCAUAUUGUAUCGUUUGACCAGCAGGACUUCGGUCUGCCCAGCCGGACGUACUACCUGGACGAGUCCUACCGUCCCAUGUUAGAAGCCUAUAUCCGGUUGGCCACCAAUGUUGCCAUUGAAUUCGGUGCUAACAUCACAACGGCGGAAGCGGAAAUAAGGGAAGCAGUUGCGUUUGAAACCGCUAUUGCAAAUAUAUCAAUGACGAACGCUGAGUUGCGGGACAGUUCUGCCACCUAUAACAAGAUGACUUUGGCAGAUAUGAAGGUCAGGUUCCCGGAACCCAAACCUACGGACCCCGUACAGUUCAGCUGGUUAAACUUCACCAGGCAGGUUUUUGGCCUGGUGGACUCUGACCUGAACAUCACUAUAGAGGUGGAUGAGCCUGUCCUCGUGAGCGCCUUAAAAUACUACGAGAAGGUGCUCGUGGUCGUGCAGACAUUCCCUAAAAGGACAAUAGCCAACUACAUGGUAUGGCGAAUAAUGCAAAACCGAGCGAGAAACCUCCAACAGCGCUUCCAGGACUAUAUCGAGGAAUACAAUCAGGUUGUGUACGGGGUGUCGACCCAGAGAGCCCGCUGGAGGGGGUGCGUGUCCUACUCCAUCCUUCAGCUGGGGGCGGCCGUGGGUAGCCUCUAUGUCCGGGAAGCCUUCGACGAGCAGGCCAAAGGAACGGCGAUUGAUAUGAUCAACGGUCUCCGGGACGCUUUCGCAGAGAUCCUGAUGGAGCAGUCCUGGAUGGACGAAAGCACGCGCACAGCAGCCAAGGAGAAGGCCGACGCGAUGCAGCAGUGGAUCGGUUACUCAGAUGACAUUUUGGAUGACCAAUCGAUGAAUCAACUGUAUGAUGACGUUGAAGUUAACAGCACAGAAUACUUCCAGAACGUCCUUGGUAACCUUCAGCGCUGGGGAAUGGGAGAUAUAUCUGUGCUAAGAAUGGAGUUCAACAAAAACGGAUGGUCUGACCCACCCACAACAGUCAACGCACAGUACAGUUUCCUUUUAAAUAAUAUCCAGUUUCCGGCCGGAAUAUUUCAGCCUCCAUUUUAUCAGAAGGAUCAGCCAAGAUCUAUGAACUACGGAGGAAUAGGAGUUGUAAUUGGCCAUGAAAUCACGCAUGGAUUCGAUGACCAAGGGAGCCAAUACGACAAGGUAGGCAACCUUCGCAACUGGUGGGACACGACUAUCCUGGAGAACUUCCAGAAGAGGGCGCAGUGCAUUGUGGACCAAUAUGGCGGGUUUGUGGUCCCCGAAAUUGGGAUUCACGUUGAUGGAGAGAAUACGUUAGGGGAAAAUAUCGCAGAUAACGGAGGAUUGAAACAGUCAUUCAGGGCGUACCGAAAAUGGGUGGAUUCGGUUGGCAAGGAGGAACUUCCGUUACCAGGGAUGAAUUUAUCACACAACCAACUGUUCUUUAUCAACUUUGCUCAGAUUUGGUGCGAUAAAGAGAAGCCGGAGGAGCUGAAAAACUCCAUUAACACUGACCCUCAUAGCCCCGCACAGUUCAGGGUUAUAGGAACGCUACAAAACUCACAAGAGUUUUCGGAAACGUUCCAAUGUAAGCCGGGAUCCUUUAUGAACCCGAAAAAGAAAUGCUCCGUCUGGAAAAGAAGAUAAGCUUCUGAAGGGAGAUAAUAGUUUAGUUUAACAAGGGAAAUAAUAGUUGACGUUAUUAAGUUUUACAAGGGAAAUAAUACAAGACAAAAUAUAGUUUCACAAGGGAGAUACUAUAAUAAGUAAUUUAGUUCCAAAAGGGAGAUAAUUCAAGACAAAAUAUGGUUCCACAAGGGAGAUCAUGUAAGACUUAGUAUGGUUCCACAAGGGAGGUCAUGUAAGACUAAAUAUGGUUCCACAAGGGAGAUAAUAUAAGACUAAAUAUAAUUCUACAGGAGGAGAUCAACUUUACAAGGUACAUUUGACAAGUGUUGAUAGUGCUGUCUGUUUGUUUUUGUGAUGUUUUUGGAACGGUCAAACUAGUAUGUUUGUGUGUUUGAUGAUCUGGUAUUUUGAUAUAUUUGUAUAAUUAUCGUUCUGUCUGGUAUACUGUUUGGUAUAAAAAAGUUUUGAAAAUGAACGUGUACGUUUGAAACUUAUACUUAUUCUAGUGUGUGUAUAUGUAAUGGAAAAUAAACUUAACAAACCCAA
Messenger RNA from Mya arenaria, 2827 nucleotides. RefSeq names its product neprilysin-1-like. Bases 38 to 2299 code for a protein of 753 amino acids. Lineage: Eukaryota; Metazoa; Mollusca; Bivalvia; Myida; Myidae. Gene Ontology annotation, cellular component: plasma membrane. Gene Ontology annotation, molecular function: metalloendopeptidase activity. The transcript is spliced from 22 exons. The record is from RefSeq and is a predicted model, not a curated record. Gene Ontology annotation, biological process: protein processing.